UUGAGUCUAGUGGGGAAAGGACAUGGGUGAUGGGGUAAAUACUGCAUUGUUAUUGGGGAAGGGACUAGAAAUCUCUUCUAGCUCAGAUAUACCUCCUGAGUUAGCAUCUGCUUUAACUUCUAAAAACAUGUGAGGUGGAAUUUACAGUGAGCUGCCAGCAGACAUCAGUGGGGAAGCUUGAGGGUCUCUAACUACUGCCCCAUCAAAAUCAUGCCGGGGGUACUUUAGAGUGGUUGCUCACCGUGUGAGAUCGCCUCCUGGAGGUGGAAUCCUUAAGCCAAGACUUUUACUGAUACCUGUUGGUGUCUGAUUGCGGGAAAGUGGCAGCAGCCUGAGGAAAGGGCAACAUGUCUUGGCAAGUUGGGAGCUGCCCUCAGCUCUCAGAAUGAACUUUCAGGCCAGGCUUUUUGCCCGCUGUGGGGUCAGGUUGCUGUCUCAGUCCUGGAGUCUCUUCUCCCAGGCUACAGAGGAUAUGACAUUCCGAAAGAUUCAGAAGGUCCUCUGUGUGGCAGAGAAAAAUGAUGCUGCCAGAGGAAUUGCAGAUAUUCUCUCCAAUAGCAGAAUGAGGCGGAGAGAAGGGUUUUCCAAAUUCAACAAGAUCUAUGAAUAUGACUAUCAUAUGUUUGGCCAGAAUGUUACUGUGGCGAUGACCUCUGUUUCGGGACAUUUGCUGGCUCAUGACUUUAAGAUGCCAUUUCGCAAAUGGUAUAGCUGCAACCCACUUGUACUCUUUGAAGCUGAAAUUGAGAAAUACUGCCCUGAAAACUUUGUGGAUAUUAAGAAAACCCUAGAACGAGAAGCCCGGCAGUGCCAGGCUCUGGUGAUCUGGACCGACUGCGAUCGAGAAGGAGAGAACAUUGGUUUUGAGAUAAUCCACGUUUGCAAAGCUGUGAAGCCAAGCCUUCAGGUGUUCCGAGCCCGCUUUUCCGAGAUCACUCCUCGUGCCGUAAGAGCAGCCUGUGAGAACCUCGUCCAACCCAAUCAGAACAUUAGUGAUGCUGUGGAUGUCAGACAGGAGCUGGACCUUAGGAUAGGUGCCGCCUUCACCAGAUUCCAGACCCUGAGGCUCCAGAAGCUCUUCCCCAACGUUCUAGCCGAGCAGUUGAUCAGCUAUGGUAGCUGUCAGUUCCCAACUCUGGGAUUUGUGGUAGAAAGGUUUAAAGCCAUCCAGGCCUUUGUUCCUGAGGCCUUCUAUAAAAUUAAAGUGACCCAUGAACAUGAGGACGGCAUGGUAGACUUCAACUGGAAGAGGAACCGACUCUUUAACCACACAGCAUGCCUUGUCCUGUACCACAUGUGUAUGGAGGAUCCGACGGCAACUGUUGCCGAGAUUGGGAGCAAACCGAAGAGCAAGUGGAGGCCCCCAGCACUAGACACUGUGGAACUUGAGAAGCUGGCUUCCCGCAAGCUGAAAAUAAAUGCCAAAGAAACCAUGAAAAUAGCAGAAAAGCUCUACACUCAAGGGUACAUAAGCUAUCCCCGAACUGAGACCAACAUUUUCCCCAAAGACCUAAACCUCUCUUCUUUGGUACAACAGCAGACCGAAGACCCCAACUGGGGAGCCUUUGCGCAGGGGAUUCUAGACCGGGGUGGGCCAACCCCUCGGAAUGGGACCAAAUCCGAUCAGGCUCACCCUCCCAUUCACCCCACUAAAUAUGCAUGUAACCUGCAGGGGAAUGAACAACGACUGUAUGAAUUCAUUGUGCGUCACUUUUUGGCUUGCUGCUCCCAGGAUGCCAAGGGACAAGAAACAACUGUGGAGAUUGACAUUGCUAAUGAGCGAUUUGUUGCUCAUGGGCUCAUGAUCCUGGCCAGAAACUAUCUGGACGUCUAUCCUUAUGAGAAGUGGAGUGACAAGGUUCUCCCAGUGUACGAGAGGGGGUCUCGCUUUCAGCCCACCACAGUGGAGAUGGUGGAUGGGGAGACCAGUCCACCCCAGCUCCUCACCGAAGCCGAUCUCAUUUCACUCAUGGAGAAACAUGGCAUCGGGACUGAUGCCACUCACGCUGAGCACAUCGAGACCAUCAAGUCACGGAUGUACGUGGGGCUUACUCCAGAUCAGAGGUUCCUUCCGGGGCACCUGGGCAUGGGGCUGGUAGAAGGCUACGAUUCUAUGGGCUACGAGAUGUCAAAACCUGACCUUCGCGCUGAACUGGAGGCUGAUCUGAAGCUGAUUUGCGAGGGGAGGAAGGACAAAUUUGUGGUGCUGAGGCAGCAGAUCGAGAAGUACCAGAAAGUCUUCACCGAAGCCGUGGCCAAAGCCAACAAGUUGGAUCAGGCUUUGUCUCAGUAUUUCGGAGAAGUAACGGCACUUGCGCAGCAAGAGGAGAUCUACCCAGCCAUGCCCGUCUCCAUUCGGAAAUGUCCACAGUGCAACAGUGACAUGGUCCUGAAGAGCAAGAAGAACGGCGGGUUUUAUCUCGGCUGCGUGAGCUAUCCUACCUGUAAAGCGGCUGUGUGGUUUCCUGACUCUGUGCUGGAAGUCAGCAAGGAUGACAGUGUCUGUGCCGUGUGUAAACCCCAUCCGGUUCAUAGGCUGAAAUUUAAGUUCAAGCGAGGUAGCGUCCCACCCCUGCUGCCCCUGGAAUUUGUUGGCUGUAUUGGAGGUUGCGAUGAGAUGUUGAGAGAGAUCUUGGACCUGAAAUAUUUACAAGGACCAUCCAGACCGGUACAGUCAGUCAACCUGCCAGCUAACUACCUACAAGCCAACCAGUCCCUUAACCGCAUGGCCAGCUAUGAGAAUGGCCACGUGAGACCUACCACAAACCCUGGUGCAGCAAGAGCACCUCGAGCAGCUCGUCAUCCAGCUCCUGCCGCUGCUGCCGAGAACAAUGCCGUGGUGUGCAACUGUCGGGAGGAGGCAGCAUUGCUCACGGUGCGUAAAGAAGGGCCCAACCAGGGCAGGCAGUUCUAUAAAUGCAGUGCCGGCAGCUGCAACUUCUUCCUCUGGGCCGAUCAACAAUCGGAUGAUGGAAACAGCGUAACCCACAGGAGCUUUUCUGCACCCCCGGAUUCCUUGGGUGAAAGGCCUCCAGGAAGCUUCAGGAGCCUUGGAGGAGGAGGAGGUCUGGGUCGCUAUGGAAGCAACGGUUUCGACUCGGGCGGAGGGGGCGGUGGCGUGAUGUGUAAGUGCGAUCAGCCGGCCAUCACACGCACCGUCCAGAAGGAGGGACCCAACAAAGGGCGUCAGUUCCACACCUGCCCGAAGCCGAGAGAGCAGCAGUGCGGCUUCUUCCAGUGGGUGGAUGAAAACGUGGCCCCAGGAGCCUUCUCUUCAAACCAAUUCAGGAGCGAUGGGCACUCAAGAGGGUCUGGUAGCAAAGCUAAAAGACCAAGUACUUUCUCUUCUGAGAAAGGACCUACUGCCAAGAGACAACGAACCUGUGGCAUUUGCCACCAGCUUGGUCACACCAGGAAGACAUGUCCUCAGGACCACUGAGGAAGGACAGUAGAUGGGAUGCUCUUGUAGGAAACAUUAAAAAAAGCCAGAGUCCUGAACUGCUCCAGGAGUGGCUGGCUGUAGAGAUGCAGUGGAUUUUAAAAGCAGAAUGUGUCUGGGGCUUGUGUUCAAACUACUUCCUGGAAAUAGUGGCUAAAGUACAUCUUCUCUUGGUGGUGACCAGCACACUCAACUACGCCUUGGAAAGUUUCAUUCUGACUUAUUCAGACACUAGGCUAUCUUCUAAAGGAGGCUCAACUACUGCUGCCUUCCUUGGUUUAUUAUUAUGCUGGGGGAUAUUUUGUAAACACAGGCAUUGUUUCCAAAACCCCUUCUCAGCUAAAGCUUUGGAGAAAAAUACAGAUGGUUGUUGGGAAGUGGGACAGGCCCUUCACAGAGCUGCCAACCCCGAAUUUCACCACAGCCUCCAUUCCCCCAGGCCCUUCUGUCUAGGAAAUAGUAGGGGGCCACAAAGAGUAGCACUAAAGGAAAUGGAGGAAACCUUUUACCCACACUGCUGGAGCAGCUGGUGUGGGUUGUUUGCAGACCAGGGAGCAGUUAGGGAUGAUGCUGUCCAGGAAACCAUCUGUUGAUGGUUGUGAAUCAGUUUUUCUGGCUUCUCACAGGGUGGGAUUUGAUAUUUUAAGUUACUCUUCCAGGUUGGGGUUAGUCAGUCAGUCUGUUCCCCAAUGCCCCUGGCCCUUGCCUCGAAGGAGAAUUAACAGCAGAGAAAGUAAAGCCUCAAUCCCUUGCCCUGGAGAGGGAGCUCAGUGCAAGUGCUCAAACAAGAGAACCUGCACUUAGGUUGAUAUUGAAUUUAGAACCCAGCUACUCCUUGGACACUGUGAGCAAGGGAACUUAAUGAAGCUGCUAGUUAAUGCAAAUUAUUUGGGGCAGAUUGAUGUGCCUUUUAAUAAAAAGGAGAACUCUA
Molecule: messenger RNA, 4370 nt
Organism: Malaclemys terrapin pileata
Lineage: Eukaryota; Metazoa; Chordata; Testudines; Emydidae
Gene: TOP3A
Product: DNA topoisomerase III alpha
Exons: 19
Coding region: 386-3439 (1017 amino acids)
Biological process (GO): DNA topological change
Cellular component (GO): chromosome; nucleus
Molecular function (GO): DNA binding; DNA topoisomerase type I (single strand cut, ATP-independent) activity; zinc ion binding
Source: RefSeq, a predicted model, not a curated record